CGGAGGCAGAGAGCCCGGCCUUGUGUCGGUCGGACCUGCCGCCAUGCUGCUGCUUUCGCUGCCCGGUGGCCGCUGCCGCCUCAGGCCGGCCUUCCUCCCGCCCCUCCUCCCGCUCCUUCUCCUCGUCCUGCUGCCGGGCCCUGUACGGCCCAUCUCUUUCCAGCUGCCAGGCAAGGCCCGCAAAUGCCUGCGGGAGGAGAUCCACCGCGACACGCUGGUCAGCGGCGAGUACGAGGUCGCCCCGCCGCCGGGCUCGUCCAGCGGCCCGUCCGCCAACCUCAAGAUACUUGACUCUGCUGGGCAUAUUCUCUACUCCAAGGAAGAUGCUACAAAGGGCAAAUUUGCUUUCACCACAGAGGACUAUGACAUGUUUGAGGCCUGCUUUGAGAGCAAGCUCCCCGUGGGAACAGGGCGGAUGCCAGACCAGCUCGUGACCUUGAAUAUGAAGCACGGAGUGGAAGCAAAGAACUACGAGGAGCUUGCUAAGGUGGAGAAGCUGAAGCCACUGGAGCUGGAACUGCGACGCCUGGAGGAUCUUUCAGAAUCUAUUGUCAAUGACUUUGCCUACAUGAAGAAACGGGAGGAGGAGAUGCGGGAUACCAAUGAGUCUACCAACAUUCGGGUACUAUACUUCAGCAUUUUCUCAAUGUUUUGCCUCAUUGGACUGGCUACCUGGCAGGUCUUCUAUCUGCGUCGUUUCUUCAAGGCCAAGAAGUUGAUUGAGUAGCAGGAGGGACAGUUUCCCUUUCUUUAAAACCCCAGCGGAACAACACCAUGACCCAGCUAUGGCCGUUUAGAGGCACCUCGGAGUUGACCUGCCAAAUGGAGCAUCUUCUGGAAUUGGCCCCAAAGGGGAAGGAGGGAAAUGCUGGCACAGAAAACAAUGAGGAAGCUUCUGAACUAUUAUUGGAUAGAUUUGGGAGGGGCGGAAGUUGUGAUAUUUGGGGACUCUUGAACAGGGAUGAAAUAAAACUGUCUCAGACAGCUGCUGUUGGCUUUUGCGCUGUCUCUUUCUCUCCUUCACAGCUGCAAUUUGGUGACCUUUUCCUGAUGUCACCAAUGAUCCUCUAAACCACUUGUGAAUACACAGAGAUUGUUUAUACUUAAAGCGCUCCAUUUUGUUACCACACAGAGUUUUGAGAGAGAAUGGCUCAGAUGUUCUUGGAGCCAAAUCUCCCAGAAGCAGAACUCUCCCCACAAUUAUCAAUAGCUACAUUUCAAGAGUGGGGAAGAAACUACCAGUGGUAAUGGUUUGUUAAAAUAUUUGAUACUUUUGUUAGGAGCAGGAAGAACAUAAGGGAAAUGGGCUGUAUUGCUUAGAUUACAGAAGAAAAAGGUUGGUAUAUAGACUUCUCAGGAGGCUUUUGUUCUCAUUCUUUUGCAUUCUCUGACGUAACAUCUUCUCUUGUUCUAAAAUCCUAUAGUUCUGGAAAGCCACUUGAAUACUGUGAAAGGACAUUUGUUUAAUUGUAAGAAAUACCUGUCACAUGCAUACUUGAAAUGCACGCUCAGGUUAAUUCCAUUGGGGUGGGUGGGAAUCUGCCUCUGUUAUCUGCCAAAGCUAUAAUAAAAUUGCUAUUUGGACAGUAUCAGACCUGUACUGUAACAAACUUUCAAUCAAGUUACAGCCAUAUGCUUGUAGUCCUGCAUCCAUACACAUUAGUAUUUGGAUACGUAAUGGCAGGGAAAUGAGCACGUGUGGGGGAAAGUAGGUGAGCUGUAGUUUGUUUCUAACUUUAAAAACAUUUAUAUCUUUCCUGGGCUCUAUAAGUUUCAGGACUUAUAUCAAUGGUAAAAAAAUAAAUUCGACAUGGUGGUUCUGAAUCACAACAGCUGCUCAGUUCCAUUUUCAUAAAACAGGAACCUGCUCCUAAAAUGUUCUGCAGUUUCUCGCUCCCAUACAUUUGCAUUAAAAAAGGUGGUGUAUAGGAAAGACUUCAUCUGUUAUUCUUUAAUUGUCAGCACCAUGACACUGCUGAAGAGGCCGCUGUUGGGCUUAUUGGCCGGGUUAGGGGGGUAUUACUAGGUCAACUAAUUAACUGAUAAAUAUUUGCCAUUUUGUUUCCAGUUUGGCCUCAGGAAUCCAAAGAUGCUGAUUUUAUUCCCAAGCUCUGGUACAAUUGAAAGAGCAUAAAAAAGAACAUUUACCUAAUGACAAAACCAGAAAUAUUUAUUUGUUGUUUGACUUCAGUCUUAUACAAAAACAUGUUGCAAAAAUAGAGAGAGGGAUACUCACAAGAAAAACUUCAAAUGUGGAGGGCUACACUGGAACAUCAGAACAUUUUUUGUCCUCUUCUAGUUCUUUUCUUCUCCCAAAAACUGUACUGCGAGUUUUGCCUGCAAGUGUUCAACAUUGCUUUUAAAUUGAGAUUCCUGGACUUUCCACAGUUACAAACUAAAAUAGAAAUGAUGAUGGAAGGUUGUGCUUCAGGGAAUGUAGUGGCUAUUUUAGAUUACUCUUAUUUAUAUUCCAGUAACAAAUUUGCUAAAUUUAAAGGAAAAUAAGCAAAUUUGGGGAAGUGUGUUCUCUUGUUUGCUCUUUUGAGUUCAUCACUUAUUUGCCAAUCAGAAAUUACCUUUUUAGGUAGUUGAAGUGAUGACUUGAUACCCAUGAGAAUUAUGCCUUAGUGGCAUUUGCUGUAGUAUGUCCUGACUUUGCUCCUAACUCUUGUGGUAUAAUUGACGCUAAGUAGCACAGGUGGAAACCUGUACAGAUGUAUCUGUAAAAACUGGUUGGGGAUUUGUCACUUUUCAAUAAAACCUAUUUUGGAAGGGGGGAUUUUCUUUAAA
Molecule: messenger RNA, 2790 nt
Organism: Elgaria multicarinata webbii
Lineage: Eukaryota; Metazoa; Chordata; Lepidosauria; Squamata; Anguidae
Gene: TMED10
Product: transmembrane p24 trafficking protein 10
Exons: 5
Coding region: 44-727 (227 amino acids)
Biological process (GO): intracellular protein transport; Golgi organization; endoplasmic reticulum to Golgi vesicle-mediated transport
Cellular component (GO): Golgi apparatus; COPI-coated vesicle; endoplasmic reticulum-Golgi intermediate compartment
Source: RefSeq, a predicted model, not a curated record